Danio rerio (zebrafish) is the source of this 920-nucleotide messenger RNA. RefSeq names its product fibroblast growth factor 19 (gene fgf19). Lineage: Eukaryota; Metazoa; Chordata; Actinopteri; Cypriniformes; Danionidae. Gene Ontology annotation, biological process: signal transduction; fibroblast growth factor receptor signaling pathway. Gene Ontology annotation, cellular component: extracellular region. The record is from RefSeq and is marked validated. Gene Ontology annotation, molecular function: growth factor activity; fibroblast growth factor receptor binding.
UUGCGCCAAAACAGAGCAAUACACAGGAGAUAGUGUGUGUGCAUGCUUCCUAUCAGAACAAGACGGUCUUUAAUUACUGCAGAUAAUACUUAAUAAUGCUCCUCUUACUCUUUGUCACUGUUUGUGGAAGUAUCGGCGUGGAGAGCCUCCCGUUGCCCGACUCUGGUCCACAUUUGGCAAAUGACUGGAGUGAAGCCGUCCGGCUACGACAUCUGUACGCAGCCAGACAUGGCUUACAUCUGCAAAUAAACACAGACGGAGAAAUCAGUGGAUCACACAUGCAAAGCUCGGACAGUAAGUUUGAUGGAGAUAUGGCCGGUGGACACAGGCUGCGUAGCCAUUAAGGGAGUUGCAAGCUCCCGAUUUCUUUGCAUGGAAAGACUGGGAAACCUGUACGGAUCGCACAUUUACACUAAAGAGGACUGCUCUUUUUUGGAACGCAUCCUUCCAGACGGCUACAACGUCUACUUCUCGAGCAAACACGGAGCUCUUGUGACUUUAAGUGGUGCGAAAAACAAGUUGCACAGUAACGAUGGGACUUCUGCAUCCCAGUUCCUCCCCAUGAUCAACACACUUUCAGAGGAACACACUAAACAGCACUCAGGGGAACAGCACUCUUCUGUUAACCAUGGACAGGACCAUCAGUUGGGCCUUGAAAUAGACAGUAUGGACCCUUUCGGAAAGAUCUCUCAAAUAGUGAUCCAGAGUCCCAGCUUCAACAAAAGAUGAGAAGUGAUUGAUCUCUUGUGGAUGUUCAUCGAAAACGACCUGAGGUCGAGAAAUAGAAGACUGUAGAAAAUCAGUCCUGCCACGAUGGUCAGGGCAAGACUUUCUGAAAGAAAAAAUGCUAGAAGGUCCAGUACAAACAAACUGCACACUAGACAAAUGUAAUGUAGACUGCAAAUGCAAAGCAAAAUCAC